Cercocebus atys (sooty mangabey) is the source of this 2129-nucleotide messenger RNA. It is a transcript of the gene AHCY, whose product is annotated as adenosylhomocysteinase. Gene Ontology annotation, cellular component: cytosol. NCBI's taxonomy places the organism in Eukaryota, Metazoa, Chordata, Mammalia, Primates, Cercopithecidae. Gene Ontology annotation, biological process: L-methionine cycle. The record is from RefSeq and is a predicted model, not a curated record. Gene Ontology annotation, molecular function: adenosylhomocysteinase activity. The transcript has 10 exons.
CUUUUUUUUUCCGCCCGCCUAGUGCGUGUCCGUAUACUGAGGCCCAGCCCCCUUCGCCUGUUUCUAUCACGAGCGCCUCCAGCAUGUCUGACAAACUGCCCUACAAAGUCGCUGACAUCGGACUGGUUUUUUUUGGACGCAAGGCCCUGGACAUUGCUGAGAACGAGAUGCCGGGCCUGAUGCGUUUUUUUUAGCAGUACUCGGCCUCCAAGCCACUGAAGGGCGCUCGUAUCGCUGGCUGCUUUUUUUUGACAGUGGAGACGGCCGUCCUCAUUGAGACCCUCGUCGCCCUGGGUGCUGUGCAGUGGUCUAGCUGCAAUAUCUUCUCCACCCAGGACCAUGCGGCAGCUGCCAUUGCCAAGGCUGGCAUUCCGGUGUAUGCCUGGAAGGGCGAAACGGACGAGGAGUACCUGUGGUGCAUUGAGCAGACGCUGUACUUCAAGGACGGGCCCCUCAACAUGAUUCUGGAUGACGGGGGCGACCUCACCAACCUCAUCCACACCAAGUACCCGCAGCUCCUGUCAGGCAUCCGAGGCAUCUCUGAGGAGACAACGACUGGGGUCCACAACCUCUACAAGAUGAUGGCCAAUGGGAUCCUCAAGGUGCCUGCCAUCAAUGUCAAUGACUCCGUCACCAAGAGCAAGUUUGACAACCUCUAUGGCUGCCGGGAGUCCCUCAUAGAUGGCAUCAAGCGGGCCACAGAUGUGAUGAUUGCCGGCAAGGUAGCGGUGGUAGCAGGCUAUGGCGAUGUGGGCAAGGGCUGUGCCCAGGCCCUGCGGGGUUUCGGGGCCCGUGUCAUCAUCACUGAGAUUGACCCCAUCAAUGCACUGCAGGCUGCCAUGGAAGGCUAUGAGGUGACCACCAUGGAUGAGGCCUGUCAGGAGGGCAACAUCUUUGUCACCACCACAGGCUGUGUUGACAUCAUCCUUGGCCGGCACUUUGAGCAGAUGAAGGAUGAUGCCAUUGUGUGUAACAUUGGACACUUUGACCGUGGAGAUCGACUGUCAAUGUGGCUCAUGAGAACGGCCGUGGAGAAGGUGGAUCGGUACCGGCUGAAGAAUGGGCGCCGCAUCAUCCUGCUGGCUGAGGGUCGGCUGGUCAACCUGGGUUGUGCCAUGGGCCACCCCAGCUUCGUGAUGAGUAACUCCUUCACCAACCAGGUGAUGGCACAGAUCGAGCUGUGGACCCAUCCAGACAAGUACCCCGUUGGGGUUCACUUCCUGCCCAAGAAGCUGGAUGAGGCAGUGGCUGAAGCCCACCUGGGCAAGCUGAAUGUGAAGUUGACCAAGCUGACUGAGAAGCAAGCCCAGUACCUGGGCAUGUCCCGUGAUGGCCCCUUCAAGCCGGAUCACUACCGCUACUGAGAGCCAGGUCUGCGCUUCACCCUCCAGCUGCUGUCCUUGCCCAGGCCCCGCCUCUCCUCCCUAAGAGCUAAUGGCACCAACUUUGUGAUUGGUUUGUCAGUGUCCCCCAUCGACUCUCUGGGGCCGAUCGCUCAGUUUUUGGCCUCUGCUGUAGCCGUCAUACUGUUCCAAAUGUGGCAGCGGGAACAGAGGCCUCUCCUCAAGCCCCAGUCAUGAUGGAGGUCCCAGCCACAGGGAACUAUGAACUCAGUGGUCUUGGAACAGCGCACUAAGUCAGUCCUUCCUUAACCUCGAAGUCAGUAGUGGAGUCACAAAACCCAUGUGUUUUGCCAUCUAGGCCUUCACCUGGUCUGUGGACUUAUACCUGUGUGCUUGGUUUACAGAUCCAGUGGUUCCUCAGCCCACGACAGAUGAGAAGGGGGUAUAUUGAAGGGCAAAGAGGAACUGUUGUUUGAAUUUUCCUGAGAGUCUGGCUUAGUGCUGGGUCUUAAACCUCAUAACAAUGAGGUUAGUACUUUUAGUCCCUGUUUUACAGGGGUUAGAAUAGACUGGUAAGGGGCAGCUGAGAAAGAGUAGAGAAGUGACAGCCAGAGGUUGAGAGGGGCCAGAAAAACAUGAAUGAAUGCAGGCAGAUUUCGUGAAAUCUGCCACCACUUUAUAACUAGAUGGUUCCUAUCAGAACCCUGGGUCAAAAAGAGAAUAAUUUGACCUAUAAUGUUAAAAGAAAGCAGGAAGGUGGGUAAAUAAAAAUCUUGGUGUCUAAAA